AAGUUGUCCAACGCGGAGGUCCAGAUUGAAGAUCUGAAGGCUCAGCUGGACGAUGCCUUGGGUGCAGAAGAUCUUCUCGUGCAGCUUACAGAGCGCAACCUCAUGCUUGGAGAGAAAAUCGAAGAGAUGCGUAUCACCAUCGAGGAUCUCGAAGCUCUCAAAGAGCUGAAUGACGAGCUCGAGGAGAACCACGUGGAGACUGAGAAAGCUAUGCAAGAAGAGAUCGGUAAGCGUUUCUGGCCUGCACCAGUAUUUUUGUGUGACGCCUUUCCUGCAGACGCAAAGGAGAUGCAAUCUGCUACAGCUGCCUCACAGACGGCUGCGAUGAUGUCGCUGAACCUCAAGCUACAGUCGUCGGCGUUGAAGAACCAGGUGCGGCAUAUUGACCUCGAAGUCAAGAAGAUCGAAGCACGCGAGGCCUGGGACUUCCUCACCAUCGUCCAGCCG
Messenger RNA from Epithele typhae, 447 nucleotides. RefSeq lists its product as uncharacterized. NCBI's taxonomy places the organism in Eukaryota, Fungi, Basidiomycota, Agaricomycetes, Polyporales, Epitheliaceae. The annotation marks the transcript as partial. The record is from RefSeq and is a predicted model, not a curated record. The transcript has 3 exons.